Molecule: messenger RNA, 2205 nt
Organism: Paramecium sonneborni
Lineage: Eukaryota; Ciliophora; Oligohymenophorea; Peniculida; Parameciidae
Source: the annotation of a GenBank genome assembly
AUGGGUUGCUGCGCAGCAAAUAAUAAUUAUAGUUAACAAUUGCACCUUAUCCGAUAUUAAUCUUUUACAGAAAAUGAUAAGAAUUAUCCAUAAAUUUUGUUAGAAUAAUUUAAAAAUCAGCUUAAUGAGUUAACAAUCAUAAAGGAAGAAAUGAAAAAAUUUUUAACCACUUCUGAUUUUAGUGAGGAGGAUUAUUUAAUUACAUGCAAGAAUUUCUUUGACGGAUAUUUUACUUUAUUAAAAACUUAUCAUAAAUAAAAAACAAUAGAGGAUUCAAUAAUAAUUGAAAAAAUAGGGGUAAUGCGUGAAUUUAUCUCUAAUCUUGAAAUUGAUAUAAAAUCAGAAAAUGGAGAAUUUGAAAGAUGGUAAUCCGAAUUCUUGGUUAACUUAAAUUGUCUCGAACAAGAAUCAGGAGAACUAGGUGAAUUUUAUAUAAUAGCAAAAAGUGAGCAAAAUUUAAUUAAAAUAAUUUCCGUUUUGGAUAAAUUUGAUGAUAAAAUUUUAAUUUUUCAUUAGGCCUGGCUCUAAGUUUAAAUAUAAGAAUUACGAGAGAGAUUAUUUAAACAUAAUGAAUAGAUGAUAGUAAAUUAUUCGAAUUAUUUAAUUAACUAUCUAAAAAAUGGAAAUUAAAAAAAUUUGUAUAAAAACUUGUAGGAUUAAGAAAAGCUAUGUGAAAUAAAAAAAAUAGAACAAUUAGGUUAUAGAUUAGCAUAAUAGUUAUUGUAUUUAAGAGAAAAUUAAUUUGAUGUUUUGUUCAAAUCUGAAUUUUUAGAUAUGGCAUCUCAACUAUAAAAAAGUUUUACUUAGGAUUAUGAAAAAUAUAUAAUUCAACCAAUGAUUUAAUUGAUGGAUGAAUUCUUAAUUUAAGAAGAAAUUUAAUUAUCAUCUUUGACUAUAUUAUUAGAGGCAUUUGAAUUAGUGAAAAUGGAGAUUUUUGAUUAAGAGUUUUAUUGUUUUCAUAUUCAUUAAGCAGAAUUUAGUAUAAAUAAUAUGAAAGAUAUGCAUAAAAAUUUUAAUAAAUCAUUUACAAAAUAUUAAAUGUAAUACUUAACAAAGUAAAAAUAAAACUUAGAUAAUGCUUUAUAAAUUUUUGAACCUUAUUAUCAUUUAUCAAUGAAAAAGAUUUCUUUAAAGAUAGCAGAAUAAAUAAAUUAAUAUUUUUCUAGGUUGGAAUGCAUAACAUUAAUAUUAAAUGCUUAGAAAAGGAGAGAAUAAAAGUUAUCAGUAUUUAUUUAAAAUUAUGGAUAAAGAUGUACAUAAGAUUUGGUAGAACUUUAAAAGAAUUCAAAUAAAUUUUUAGAUUUAAAAGGUCUGAAAUUGCAUUAAACUAGUGAUCAAAUAACAGAAAUGAUAAAAAAUUAUUAAUUGUGUUUUUCUAAAAUGCAAUAGACUUACUUAUGUAAUUUAGGAUAAUUAAUAACUUAAGAAACAGACGAGAUUGGUUCAUUGGGAGAAGAUAAAAGUUAGGAAUAAAAGAAAAGAAUAGAUUAAUUGAUGUAAAACAUAGACAAAGGUCUUUUAAAUGCGAAGUGUUUAAUGAUAAAAACAGAUGAUACUGUUUUAAUUGAAAAAUAAUUAAUUAUGGCACUUGAUAAAUUUAUAUAUAAUAAAGAUUAAAAGAAGAGAGUAUCAUAGUUGAGUGAUUAUGCUUUAAAAUAAAAGUAAUAAAUAAAAUCAACUACAGCAUUAAAUUCACCGAAUUCUGAAACAAAUAUUAGUAAAUAGAUUAGAUAGAGUACUCCAAAAAGUGUUAUUGUAACAACAUCUAAUAAUAAUAAUUAAGAAUUGGAACCAUGGGCAAAAUUAAAGAGAAUACCAUUAAAAAUAAUUAGUUAAUGUGGAAAAUGUGAUAACUAUGCUGCUUAUUAAGUUAAACAUGAACUAUGUUAAACUGAUUAUUUUUUAGAUAUGAAUGGAUUUGUAAGAUGCUCUAAAAGAUUAAUAUCGUCUCCAAAAGAGAAAUCUUGUAAAUUAAAACAUAUUACUGAUUAAAAAUUUGUUUGUCCAUACUGCAAAUAAAAAUUUGAAUUAAAUAAAUUUGAUAAGUUCAUAUAAGCAAUAAUAAAAGGUUUGGAUUAUGGCAAUUUACCAUUUGAAUCUAAAGAUAUCUUAUUAUUUUUUAGGAGAGUUUAUGAAGAGUUUUCAAAAAUCUAUUAUAAUUACUUAGUUAUUUAAAUGAAGACACAUUCCGAAUCUCCAAUUUGA